AUGUACUAUUUCUACAUGCCAUUUUGUGUGUUCGUUGGGCUGACUGGAAAUACGAUGGUUUGGAUUUUGAUCAGGUAUGUAAAUUUUAAAAUUUUUUUCCGUUGGGGACAAAUUUUUGAGCUGAAAAACUAGGAAGGAAGGAAGGAAGUCACGAUGUUUUUUAUUUGAUAAUUUGAUUCGAAUUAUGUAGGAAGAAGAAAAAAUUGCGAAUUUGAUGUCAUUAUUUUUCUAUGAGCACAAAAAUGAGCCGAAGGUUGAGAAUUUCUGAAAUUUCGUGGUUUUGAGAGGUCGUAACUCAUGUUAGAGAAGAUUUUUAUGGAAAAUUGAGUACAGGGUGAUGUUCAGAAGGGUUGAUUUUAUAAAAUCAAAAAUUUUGACCACGAAAAAUUUUUCUGAAAAAGUAUGGAACCUAAAAUUUGCGAAUUUGGUAAAUCGAUCCUCCUGAACAUUUCCCUGUGCUCAAUUUUUGUUAAAAUCUUCUUUAACAUGAGUUAUGGGCUCUCAAAACUACAAAUUUUCGAAAAUUCCUUUUUUUUUUCAAAUGUGCAAUCCUGAGCGUAUUUUCUGAGCCACGAAAUUUUUUUCUGAAAAAUUUGGAUUCAAAAAUCUUCUCUAACAUGAGUUAUGAGCUCUCAAAACCACAUAUUUUCGAUUUUGGGGCUCUUCAGAGAGUUGCUCAACAAAAACUGAAAACAGGAUUUUUCUCAGCUUGAAAAACUGUAUAGCAUGAAAUUUUGGGAAGAAAAUCUGAGUUCUGAAAUUCCUGUAAACCACAAAAUUAAUUUUGAAAUGCCACGUAUCUUGGUCAUUUUCCAAAUCAAAUUUUUUUUAAUUUGCAAAAUUUUUUCAAUUCCGAUGAAAAUUGUGAAUUCCAAAAACUAAUUAAUUUUUUCUUUCACUCAAAACACAAAGUUUGUAGUUUUUGCUUCAUACUUCCUUCCUCCUCUUUCCUUUUUCCCAAUCUAUACAAUUUUUCAACCACAACAAAAAUAUAUAAUUGUUAUUUAUUCAUCCCAAGACGCCUCUUCAAUUUUUUUCAUUUUUUUUUGAAACUCAAACUCAAACUCGAAACGAAUUUUAAUGAGCCAGAGGAUUUUUUUAUUCGACAAAUACAGAGUUUUUUAUGUAUAUGUUUUUGAAGAGAGGAGGUUUCUUGGAAUUUUAGAAUUUCGGAAAUUUGUUUUUUUUUUGAGGAGAAGAAUAGAGACCGAAAUAUAAUGGAUUGUAUUUCAAAGAAAAGAAUUGAAAUAAUUGGAAUAAAUGAAUUAUUGGGAAGAAAUGGGGAAAAUUGGAUUUUUUUUUUGGAAAAUUCUGAAAGAGUUCCAGAAAUUUUGCAAAUUAUAAAAAAAAUUCAGCACAACUUUGAAAAAAAAACUAGAAAUUUCAGUAAAACUUCUGAAAUAGUCUCCAGAAUUUUUUGAUCGGAAUUUUCAGUUUUUAUGAACCUGUGGUUAGGAAAAUGGGAAAAUUGGAUAUUUCUGGAAAGUUUUCUUCUGAAUCUUCAGAAUUGAGAUCUGGAGUUCUAGAAAUUUUGCAGCUAUAAAUCAGAAAUUAAAAAUUUAGCACAACUUCGAAAAAAAAACUAGAAAUUCACUGAAACUUCAGAAAAUCUGAAAAUUUCCCCAGAAUUUUCAGAUGAGAAUUUUCAGUUUUUAUGAAUCUGCGGUUAGGAAAAUGGGGAAAAUUGGAUUUUUCUAGAAAAUUUCUGAAAAUUCUGGAAUUUGAGAAUUGAAGUUCCAGAAAUUUUGCAGCUAUAAAUCAAAAAUUGAAAAAAUUCAGCACAACUUCGAAAAAAAAACUAGAAAUUCAGAAAAUCUGAAAAUUUACCCAGAAUUUUCAGUUUUUAUGAAUCUGGGGUUAGAAAAAUGGGAAAAUUGGAUUUUUCUGGAAAAUUUCUGAAAAUUCUGAAACUUGAGAAUUGAAAUCGAGAAUUCCAGAAAUUUUGCAGAUUAAAAAAAAAUAAAUAAAAAAAUCAGCACAACUUCGAAAAAAAAACUAGAAAUUUUUUUUUUCAUGGACCGCUCUUAUCUUAAAAAAAUCUGAAAUCUGGAAAAAUGACGGGAUUUUGAACAGAAAAUGGGGAAAAUUGGAUUUUUUUUGGAAAAUUCUGAAAGUUGAGAAUUGAAAUAUCAGAAAAUUUAAUCUGAAAAAGUCAAAAAUCAAAUUUAUUACCUAAAAAAAAUUUUGAGCCAAAAAAAAUCGAGCCUUCUCAAAAAAGGCCAAUCUUGAAUCCAACUAUAAAAAUCAGGCCAGAUGUCCGAGUUCAAAACAAAACCUCCAACAUCAAUUUUCCAGAUCAAAUCGAAUGCUAUCGAAACUUCCCACAAACAUCUACCUGCUGUGUUUGGCCGCGGUCUCCUCGUUUUUCCUCUUCUCACUUCUCGUUUUUUGGAUUGAAGAGGUCGCUAAUAUAUACUUCUAUGUAUGUGCAUGCCAUUUUUCGCUCUUUUUAGGUUUUGGUUUGAAAUCGCACCCUGAAAUCCUCUCUGAGCACAGAAUGUUGAGUUUUGCCACGUGGCAAAAUUGAAUUUUGAACAUCGAAAAUUGUCCUGUCUAGUCUCUAGCAUGAGCAAUGAUCCCAACUUCCUGUCCUUCACCACUCUAUCUCUAAUUUUCCACACCAAUUUUCCAUCAAAAUCUACAUAAUUUUCAAAAUUUUCUCUCAAAAUUCCCCAAAUUUUCCAGGACAUUUUCGAGGAUUCCAUUUUGCGCAACUCGAAUUACAGCUGCAUUUUCAACACAUUUCUGGCACACGUCUGUGAUUUUUCGUCGGUUUGGUUGAUUGUUUUGGUGGGAUUUGAGAGACUGAUCUUGUUGUAUCGGAAGACGAGGAUGUUGACGGUGGAGAGGGCCAGAGCGCAGGUUAUAGGUGAGUCUGGGAUUUUUGGGGGGAAUUUUCGAAUUUUGAAAUGGAAAAGCUUUCUCUGGAGAGCUAAAGAGGGGACUAGGUUUUGCAAUUUGA
This is a messenger RNA of Caenorhabditis angaria, 2962 nucleotides long. NCBI's taxonomy places the organism in Eukaryota, Metazoa, Nematoda, Chromadorea, Rhabditida, Rhabditidae. The record is from the annotation of a GenBank genome assembly.